Molecule: messenger RNA, 1503 nt
Organism: Penicillium longicatenatum
Lineage: Eukaryota; Fungi; Ascomycota; Eurotiomycetes; Eurotiales; Aspergillaceae
Product: putative exopolyphosphatase
Exons: 1
Coding region: 1-1503 (500 amino acids)
Cellular component (GO): cytoplasm
Molecular function (GO): exopolyphosphatase activity
Source: RefSeq, a predicted model, not a curated record
AUGAGUGAUGGGGGGUUGAUCCAGAGUGACGUCGGUCCAGUAGCUUUCACCUUCGGCCAAGAAAUCAAACCAAACAACGUCAAACCCAACCACAGCAUGACUCUCCUCCAGUUCCUCCGCCAAGCACGUCAAGUGCACCUCCAAUUCCUCGCAGGCACUCUCUCCGAGCUCCCAAUCUACGUCCUAGGCAACCCCUCCGCCGACCUCGACUCCAUUAUCUCCGCAAUCCUCUACUCCUACUGCGCCAACAACCGCCUCCCAACCACAACCCCACGCCCACACAUCCCACUCCUCAAUUUACCCAGUAUCCCCGCAGGCCCAGAGCUCCACAGGCUCCGACCAGAGUUUGUUACAGCACUAUGGCUCUCAACCAAUUUCCCCGCCUUGAGAUUAGAUGAGCGAUUCGAGGACUCCUCCGAAUCGGCAGGGAAUUUACUCCGCGACCAUAUCGUGACAAUGGCGGAUUUUGCACAGAGCUUGAAGGACCGAUCCAUCACGCGUAAGCUAGAUGUGGACACGACACUGGUGGACUGGAAUGCGCUGCCAGAACGCGUCGAUGGAGAGGACGGCAAGGGUUCUUUAGGCGGUGUUCUGUCGGAGGUUAUCUUCCACGCUAUUGGCUGUAUCGAUCACCACGUCGAUGAGAAGUUUAUGCCCACCAAAGAAGCCCUGCCAACAGGACAACCACUGAUCAUUCAACCUGGACCGGGAUCAUGUGCUUCGUUGAUCACAAACGAGAUGAACCAGCGGGGCUUUUGGGCAGCUACAGCUACAGCGAAUGCAGAGGAAUCUUCUGCAGCGGAAAUCGCGCAGGUCGCGAAGCUGGCUCUCGCUCCGAUACUGAUUGAUACCUCGAAUCUCACGGCGGAAGGCAAAGUCACCGAUGUAGAUGUGCAGGCUGUUGAGUUUUUGCGGCCGCAGCCGGGGGAUCAAUCGUGGAACAUGGAGAAAUUCUACGAGGAGAUUCUCAGUGCGAAGCAGAAUAGUCUUGAUCGGUUGACGUUGCAUGAGGUCUUAGAUCGGGACUAUAAGGAGUGGACUGAAACGACGAAGUCGUCCGAUCAGAGUAUCACGCUCGGGUUUUGCUCAUCCGUCAAGCCCAUCCGAUGGGUUAUUGAGAAAGCGGGUAGCCCGCAGAAAUUCUUGGAUGAUGUCCGCUCGUUUGCUACUUCGGGAGGGAAGCAGUUGGAUGUUGUGGUUGUUAUGACGUCUUUCACAUCUCGCGAGGGCCAGUUCUCUCGUGAGCUCUUGAUCAGUGUGGUGGCUGAUCAUGAGCUUGUCGUUGCGGGUGUUGAGUCAUUUGUUACGCAAGCCGCAUCUCAGCUCGGUCUUGUGGAGUGGACGGCGUUGGAUGGGGCGGUGGUCGAUGUCUCCGAAGAGGAGAUUCGAUCUACACUAGAUGAAGAUAAGGGCGCCUGGAAGGCAUUAUGGGUCCAGAAGGAUACAAAGGCGAGUAGGAAGCAGGUCGCUCCUUUACUGCGAGGUGCUAUUGCCAAGAUAUAA